GGGCUUUGGGACCCACAUCUCUGCUUAUAUUUCUGUGGGUAGAUUGCUACUUUGAUCAACCACUAUGAGGCCAAAUGUGGGGCAGUUACAACCGUUGGAUUAAUGUUUGGUGUAUGAUGAUACUUAGCUGACUACACGUUGCUUUUGCCUCUUUUUAUCCUUGUUUUCAUGCAUGGAUUUCUCCUUCUUCCUCUAAAUAUAGUCUGUUAUGUUCUGUUCAUCUCUCUUGUGUUUCUAGAGAGAGAAAGUAAUAAUAUUCUAGAGAGAGAAAGAGGGUGUGGUGUGGUUGCUCAUCCUCAUUAUUAGCAACAAAGGUAACCGACCCAUCAUUCAAUUUUGCAUCUUUUUUGCUUCAUUUCUUUACUACUACUCCAGUAUUAGCUUCAAUUCAGUUCUUGACUUCUCUUUUAGCAUAAUUGGAUCUUGUUCUGAGAUGGGUUUCUCAAGACUGUUUGUAAAGUUGUGUUCUUGAUGAAGAAUGAAUGCAAUCUGAAAUGGGUUUUUCAAGAUUGUUUGUAAAGUUGUGUUCUUGAUAAAGAUUGAAUGCAAUCUGAGAUGGGUUGUUGGUAUUGUGUGUAACCCAUUAAUGAUUUGAGCAUUUGUUGUUGUUUCUUGAUCUGGGUGUUCAUAAUUCUCAACUUUUAUGUUUAAAGUUUGGUUCUUGAUGAAGAUUUGAGGUUCUGAUCUUGUUUCUUGAUAUGGGUGUUCUGUUUCUUGAAGAAAUUGAUCAUCAUACUCUGUUUUUGGAUUGAUUUAGCUUUUGUUUUGAUCUGAUCUGGAUUUUGACCUUUUUUUUUGUUAAAAAUGUCGAAUUCGGAUCGAAAUUCAGUUGAAAAAGGUGAUCAAGAACUGAUGAAACAUGUGUGCAAGUUGUGCAAUAAGGGCUUCCCAUGUGGUAGAUCUUUGGGAGGUCACAUGAGGUCUCACGUGAUCAACUCAACUGACCAGCAUCAUGUUAAUCAUCAGAAGAAGAAGAAGAUGAAGCUUUCAUCUGUCAACAACACAGAAGUAAUCAAUGGGUCUUCGAAUUCGAAUGAUUUGGGUUAUGAGCUUAGAAAAGAUCCGAAAAAGACUCGAAAAGCAGUCAUCAAUGGCGAUUUGAAUUCGAAUUCAGAUGAGUUUGUUGUUCUUGAUAAACUUUGUAAAGAAUGUGGGAAAGGUUUUCAGUCUUGGAAGGCUUUAUUUGGACACAUGAAAUGCCACUCUGAUAAAGUGUCCAAAACCGCGAUUUUAGAUCAAGAUUCUGAGAAUUCGGGUGUGAAUGUUGGUCGAAUGAAGAAAUCGAAACCAAGAUCAAGAAAUGUGACCACUACAGGUUCAUCUUCAGACUCCAUGAAUGCUAAUCAUGCUUCAACAAGUGUUGUUUCGGAUAUCGAUGAUGGUCAAGAAGCCGAGAUUGCAAUGUGUUUGAUGAUGUUGUCUAGAGAUGUGGGGAAAUGGGGUGAAAAGGUAAUCGAAACCGGUUGUAAGAUGAAGAAGUUAGCAGCAACCGAGUCGGGUUUCGAUGGAUUUAAGAAACCGACGAUGAAUCUAGACGAGUUUGAUGAUCCAAUCAAGAGAAAUUUUGGGUGUACUACUUGCAACAAGAGUUUCCACUCUUAUCAAGCACUUGGGGGGCAUAAAGCAAGUCACAAGAAGCUAAAGGGGUGUUUUGAGUCGAAAACCGACGAUAACGACAUGAUCAAAGGCGAACCCGUGUUAGAUAAUGAUCAUAUGACCAAUGGGUAUUGUGAAAAAACAUCUGAAAAUCAUCAAUCAUCAUCAAGUUUCAAUCUUGGUGAUUCUUUAAAGAACACAAUGGUGGUAGGAUCACAUGAGUGUUCAAUUUGUCUAAAAGUUUUCUCAUCUGGUCAGGCUUUGGGAGGUCACAAGAGAUCACAUUUGAUUGCUGAGGCUAAACUGAAUCAACAAAACCCGAAUUUGGGUGUGAAAUUUGAUAAACCGGUUCAAGAAAUCCGAGGUUCUUUUGAUCUGAACAUGCUUCCUGAUGAAGAAGAACAAGAGGCAAUGAUGAUGAACACAAGUUCCACAGGGACAGGGUACACUCCAUGGUGCUACAACCAUGAAUCAACACUACUUGGAUUGCUCUCAACAAGCUAAGACUUUAAAUAUCUUUUCGAGUGAUGGGUUAAUCUUAGUUGUAUUAAUGCACCGGAUCUUAUCAGAACUUUACUGAAUUCAUUGAUUCUUUCUGAUUUUGAUGUAAUUUGUGGUUUGACAAACAUUUGUAGGUAGACAACAAAACAUACUAUGUGAUAGUUUUACAUUUUGGUGAAAUACAUUGUUUUCUUGAUUCAUGAACAA
Molecule: messenger RNA, 2304 nt
Organism: Helianthus annuus (common sunflower)
Lineage: Eukaryota; Viridiplantae; Streptophyta; Magnoliopsida; Asterales; Asteraceae
Product: zinc finger protein ZAT2
Exons: 1
Coding region: 805-2100 (431 amino acids)
Source: RefSeq, a predicted model, not a curated record